GACCCCUUCUUAGCACCUUACACGUCAAAGAAAACAGUAAACAUGAAGGCAUCAUUUUUGAGCACGGCUGUAUUGAGCCUGCUCUCCGUCAGCACCAGCGUCCUCGCUCGGUCGUCUGUCUACAUGGUCUCCGAGACUGCAAAGAUGACUGCACAGUGUCAUCACUCUGAAGUCUCAUUCAACUCGUUCUCUCUGGUCAUGUCCCAUUUGAUGAACACCCUCGACACACACCCAAUCAUGCAAUUGCAAGACAGCUACAAGCAACAGGCUCUCGAUGGUGCCCAGGCUGUGUGGAAUGGUCAUCAGCAGUGGUUUUCCAAUGAAGAAAAUGACCUUUUCAAGCCAAAGUUACAAGGAAACCUCUUUAUUACUGUAGCUGGUGUACAGAAUGCCGAAGUGCUUCUCCCCGACUACAAUCCUGCCUUUUAUGUUACCGACAACACUGCCGAAGAUUAUGCAGCUCUUGCUGAGGAUAUUGCUUUGAACACUCAGGAGAGAUCCGGCCAUGGCUUCGUAAUGCACGCUUACACAUUACCUAAAACUAUUGAGGAAGCGUCGGAAAUUGUGUCUUCCUUUAAACAGAACUAUCCUGGUGUAGAUGCAAGCGUAUUCGAUAUGACAUUGGAAGCUGAUAAUGCAUUCAUUACUGAAAUGGAACAAUCAAGAGAUGCCAUGAAGAUCUUUACAACUGCCAAGGAAGGUUCUGAACAACGUGGUACUGAUUUUGUCUCAAUCAAGAUGACUGGUCUUCAGACUCUUCUUCAUGCUUAUGGAGCCAACUCUGAUAAGUACAUCCAGGGUCAGCACGCAGUUAGAUUGUUGCUGGAAGAGAACUUGAUUCCUACCUUCCAAAAAGCCUAUCUUAACAACAAGGAGGGUGUCUUGGCUACUGUUGUCCUUUCACCUGCUAUUGCCAACCGUUUUAAUAAGCGCGACCUUCCCGAUACCGACGCCACCUGCUACACAACUCUUUCUGACUGCGAAGAGGGAACUGGUGAUUGCAGCGGUCAUGGUUUGUGCGGUAUUGUGUCUGACUCUUGCUAUGCUUGUCAGUGCAAGGCUUCUUUCUUGGGUGAAUCCUGCGAGUUUGUGGAUUCUACUAGCGAUUUCCAGCUUCUCUUCUGGACUGGCGUUAGUUUGAUUAUCUUGACUUCAGGUGUUCUUGUGUUUAUUUACAACAGUGGAAAUAUUGACAAUGGAGGUAUUCUUAUGGGUACCCAGUCUUUGCCCAAGCAAGACUAAGCCAAUAAAAAAAACACACACACAAAAAUCGAAAAAAAAAAUGCCAAAAAAACACAAAACUAAUAAUACGAAUAAGAAUAAAAGAGAAGAAACAUGAUAUUUGAGACCUUUUGCUGCUGCUGCUGUUGUUUUAAAAAUGUGUAAUAAAAAAUACACAGUUACAACAUUGGUACUCAAAAUAUCAGUCAUCUAGGAAAAUCUACAUUGAUUUUUUUUAUAUACCUU
This is a messenger RNA of Phycomyces blakesleeanus NRRL 1555(-), 1467 nucleotides long. RefSeq lists its product as hypothetical. Gene Ontology annotation, cellular component: endoplasmic reticulum. The record is from RefSeq and is a predicted model, not a curated record. The coding region runs from base 43 to 1242 and encodes 399 amino acids. The transcript is spliced from 6 exons. NCBI's taxonomy places the organism in Eukaryota, Fungi, Mucoromycota, Mucoromycetes, Mucorales, Phycomycetaceae.